AUGGCCCAACAACGCAUGUCCUUAUGGGCCGCGGAGGACAUAGAUGAAGAGCUUCAAGAUGUUGAUCUGUCACUGGCGAUUGGGAACUAUGGGCAGAACGGCUUUGACGAGGCGCAAAUACCUCCUCAAAUUGAUGAAUCCUCCAUAAUUGCAAUGCAGCAGCAUAUGGCGCAGCAAGCGGCUUUUGCCCAAAUUCCAGAUGUUGUAAAAGCCUUCAUCGUUCAUUUUCAUCAAGCGGUGUUGGACAAUAAUCUGAAUGAGAUCACGAUUGCGUAUGAAAGUGGCUGGAACAAGUAUACAGAGAAGUUCUAUUCGCGGACAGAAUGGCCUGAAGCUGAAAUCAUCGCGCCCCUUGUCAAUGACGAUCCUAUUUUCCUGAUUCUUUAUCGAGAGUUGUAUUACCGACAUGUCUACUCACGCUUGCAGCCCGAUAUUGACGAUCGGUUCCAUUCUUAUGAGAACAGCUGCGAGCUGUUCAAUUAUCUUCUCAAUUCUGACGGUCCCGUCGAACUGGAGCUUCCCGAGCAAUGGCUAUGGGACAUUAUUGACGAGUUCAUCUACCAAUAUCAGGUUUUUUGUACUUGGCGAUCAAAGGUAGCUUCUAAAACGGAUGAAGAACUUGGUAUCCUCGAGGAUGGAGGAGGGGCGAGUUUGUUUGAUGCGUUAUACAUCGUCUGUUCUGACUUUUUCAAGCAGGUGUGGAGCUCUUACAGUGUUUUGAACGUCCUAUAUUCUUUCAUCCAAAAGUCAAAAAUACACCUGUAUAUCGAAGCCACGCAGCAGGGAAAGUCUGUCGAUGAAAUUGCUGAGAUUGUCGGGCCGUACGGUGUACGUCCUCUAUAUCGAAUGCUGGGUUACUUCAGCAUCAUCGGGCUACUUCGUGUCCACGUUCUUCUGGGCGAUUUCACUCUGGCCUUAAAAGUGAUGGACAACGUCGAUCUCAACCAAAAGUCACCGUUCACUCGUGUAACCGCGUGCCACGUAGCCACAUACUACUACGUUGGUUUCUGUUACAUCAUGUUGCGACGGUACCCAGACGCUAUCCGCACAUUUGUGACAAUACUGAACUUCAUCAUGCGGAUGAGGCAAUACCAUACCAGGAGCUAUCAGUAUGAUCAGAUCAACAAAACAGCAGAUAGGAUGUAUGCAUUGUUCGUAAUGUGUAAUGCGCUGUCUCCCAGUCGGCUGGAUGACAACAUUGCCAGUGCUGCUAAAGAACGGUACGGUGACCAGCUUGCCAAGAUGGCCAGAGGAGGUGAAGGUGCUCUGCCUGCGUUCGAAGAGCUUUUCCUCUAUGCAUGUCCAAAAUUCAUUAACGCGACAUCCCCACCGUACGAGGAUCCCAAUGCCAUCGCCCAGAUCCUCCAGGAUUCAUCACCAGAUACCUACGUUGAUCCGGCUCACCGACAGCUACGCCUGUUCUUGUCUGACGUGGUGACUCAGUCCCCUGUUCCAACGCUUAGGAGCUUUUUGAAGCUGUACACCAGUCUUGGCUCUCAAAAGCUGGCCAACUUCCUGGAUGUCGACGAGGAGGAGAUGAUUCAAGAGAUGAUGGUAUUAAAGCAAUGCAGUCGUAGCAUCAGCCGGGUAGGAGGAGAUAAAAACAAUCUACUGGACGGCCAGACUAUCACCACGAGUGAUCUCAACUUUGUCAUCGACGAGAACAUGGUACACAUAGCUGAAUCCACUGUUGGCAGACGAUUCGCUGGCUGGUUCAUCAAGAACACAGAGCGCACUCAACGAAUAUUUGAUGACCUCAAGAAUACCCCGCUUCCUACUCCUCCGAAAGGUGUAACUAGUGUUAGUACUGCCGAUACGUCUACGAAGCAGAGACCAGCUGGGAAGGUUGCUUGGGGUAAUGUUACCUCCAAGCCUUGA
Molecule: messenger RNA, 1878 nt
Organism: Guyanagaster necrorhizus
Lineage: Eukaryota; Fungi; Basidiomycota; Agaricomycetes; Agaricales; Physalacriaceae
Exons: 10
Coding region: 1-1878 (625 amino acids)
Biological process (GO): translational initiation
Cellular component (GO): eukaryotic translation initiation factor 3 complex; cytoplasm
Molecular function (GO): translation initiation factor activity
Source: RefSeq, a predicted model, not a curated record